Molecule: messenger RNA, 3143 nt
Organism: Oncorhynchus keta (chum salmon)
Lineage: Eukaryota; Metazoa; Chordata; Actinopteri; Salmoniformes; Salmonidae
Product: beta-1,3-galactosyl-O-glycosyl-glycoprotein beta-1,6-N-acetylglucosaminyltransferase 4
Exons: 9
Coding region: 705-2189 (494 amino acids)
Cellular component (GO): membrane
Molecular function (GO): acetylglucosaminyltransferase activity
Source: RefSeq, a predicted model, not a curated record
UGACUGCCUGCAGUGUGUGUGUGUGUGUGUCUUCCCCCUCUCCCUCUCUCUGCCACACCUCCCCUCCAAGCCAUCGAGCGCCAGAGGUCCGGAGAGAGGGAGAGACAGACAGGACUCAUGACUGUGCUGAAUUUCCCGAAUCAAGUUCCUUCACAAAUGCUGUCUAGCGAUACUUUGGAAAACUUUUUGAUGGCACAUAGUAGAAACUCAAAGACGUCUUUAGCGUGCAAGGCCACCAUUGAUACGGUAAAAACAAUGUGUGGGGAGGCAGAGGCACAGCAAUUCACAUCUACACCUUUGUCAGAAAACACCGUGAAACUAAGAAUGUAUGCUAUAGCUAGCAUUCAAGAAGAAACUGAUUGAAUGCCUCAAAAACAACCCAACUUAUGCUCUCCAAAUGGACGUUAGCUGUGAGGGCCGAGAUGCCCAUGCAUUGACUUUAGUUCGAUACUUCUCGGGGGAUGCUAUUCAUGAGGACAUAUUGUUUGUUCUGCCUCACGAUUACCGAGCAAGAAACGGUACAUGGGAUGUUCAGUGUGCUGCGUUAUUAUAUUGACGAAAAUAUUCAUGGGAUCGAAUGGUGGGCUUUUGCACAGAUGAGGCUCCAUCGAUCAUAGGACGGCAGGCAGGCCUCUGCACUCUAGUUAUGAAUGUGUGUCCCUCUGCCAUAUGGACACAUUGUAUGAUACACCCACUGAGCUGUAAUGGGUUCACCGAGAGCAACUGGCGGCAAAAGAGCUGAAGCGCAGAACUCCGGAGAUAUGCAGCAGAUAUAUUUCGUGAAACUGAACGCAAGCAUGCAGGGGAAAUACAAAACAAUUCUACAGAUGCGUGACCGAAUCAGCGAAAUCCGUUUGACUGUGAUCCUGGCUCAGUUGACAUCCCGAAUGAAAAUAAGAUGUGCCCUGUUCCAUAAAUUGAGACAGAGGUGCUUCCUGUUGUCCCUGGCCCUGCUGCUGCUGUGUCUGCUGAAGCUGUUCUAUGUUAAAGUAACUUUGAGGAACAGCUUCUACAUCGAACCCUAUGGGAUCACAGACCGCUCCUCACAGAACCCCAACCACCAGUACAACAUCAACUGCACCGCCAUCUACCAACUGGACCCUGUGGAGGUAGGGAAGUCCUUGGAGAUCAGACGCAAAGUCAUAGUGGACUUGGAGGAUGACCGCCUCGUGUCUUUAACCUCAGACUGUCAGAGGUACAUCGAGACGAGAGGAUAUGACAUCAUCCCAGUGUCGGAAGAGGAGCGGGGGUUCCCGCUGGCGUACUCCCUGGUGGUGCAUAAGAACGCUGCCAUGGUCGAGAGGAUCUUCAGGGCCACCUACGCCCCUCACAACCUGUACUGCAUUCACUAUGACCAGAAGUCCUCUCAGAGCUUCAUAGCAGCCAUGAGGAACCUGGCUCACUGCUUCCCUAACCUCUUCCUGGCCUCCAAGCUGGAGUCAGUGCAGUACGCCCACAUCACACGGCUUAACGCCGACCUCAACUGCCUCAACGACCUGUUAGAAAGGUCAGAGGUCAAGUGGAAGUAUGUCAUCAACCUCUGCGGCCAGGACUUCCCCCUCAGGUCGAACGGUGAGCUGGUGUCGGAGCUGCAGGCGCUGAACGGUGCCAACAUGCUGGAGACCUCCCGUCCCAGCGAGCUGAAGAAACAGCGCUUCCGUUUCCAGCACCAGCUGAAGGAUGUGCCCUACGAGUACCGCCGCAUACCCGUCCGAACCACACAGGCCAAGGCGCCGCCGCCGCACGACAUUGAGAUGUUCAUCGGCAGCGCCUACUUCGUCUUGUCCCGUGACUUUGUCCUGUUCGUGGAAACCAGCCGGGUGGCGAGGGACUUCCUGGAAUGGUCAGCUGACACUUACUCUCCGGAUGAACACUUCUGGGCAACGUUGACGAGAAUCCCCGGUGUACCGGGAGAGAUCUCCCGGUCUGCCCCAGAUGUAACAGACUUGAAGAGUAAGACACGUCUGGUGAAAUGGAAUUAUCUGGAAGGGUCUCUGUACCCUCCCUGCACUGGGACUCACAUGAGGAGUGUCUGUAUAUAUGGGGCUGCAGAGCUGCGAUGGUUGCUGAACUAUGGCCACUGGUUCGCUAACAAGUUUGACCCCAAAGUUGACCCGGUGCUUAUCAAGUGUUUAGAGGAGAAACUGGAAGAGAAACGUAGGCAAUGGGAAAACACUGUGAAGAAUUAAAAAGGAAAAAACAUCUGUAAAUGAAAUGGGAUGGGAGAAUCAGUUCACUUGUUGGUUUACAUGGAAGAUCUACCCAGUCUGCAGAUGAGGUACUCCAGAUCAACUAACUGCAAGGAAUAAGUCCAAUUCUGCAGUGGCAGGAUUUUCUUGUUUUACAAAAAAAUAACUUUUAUGUCUAUUGAAUACUAGUUCAAACUAAAUUGAACCCCGCUGAAAAUGAAGUGUUGAAGUUCAAUUGAACUGUUCGAAUAAAAGGCUUCGCCCAACAGUUCUUUAAUUGAUGUCCAAGAUGGACGUUUCAGAGGAUAGUGAAACAAGACGAUCAAUGGCCAAAAUAUCUACACUGCUAGUUCUGUCACGGAUAUCGCAAAGAACUUGUCACAUGUUGCAAUAACACCUAAUGGAAUGUCUCAUCUUGAUACCAGAUCCAAUGAGAAAUGCAUGUAGAUUGAAUAGACGGUAAUUUAUGUUAUUCUCUAAGAUGCUGUCACGUAGGUACAAUGCUACACUCUUUACCAAACCAACAAUACCAAAGACACUCACUCCACUGUAACAAAACGGCACAUCAAAGCUGAAUGUCAGGUUUUUAUACAUUUUCAUGGAAACACUUAAUUUUUUUGUAUUAGUAUUUUAGUAUUAAGAAUUAGUAUUUUAGUAUUAAGAAUUAGUAUUUUAGUAUUAAGAAUUAGUAUUUUAGUAUUGAGAAUUAGGAUUUUAGUAUUAAGAAUAAGUAUUUCAGUAUGAAGAAUUAGUAUUUCAGUAUGAAGAAUUAGUAUUUUAAUAUGAAGAAUUUGUAUUUUAGUAUUAAGAAUGAGUAUUUUAGUAUUUAUCAUCUAAAUGAUAAUAUAUAUUUGUAGAGAAGGGAGUUUGAUACAGCAGUGAUGCAACAAGGUUUAUAUCCCUUAAUAAGUAUAAAUGAUUUGUUUCUUAAUACAUCUAUCACUUUGAAUAGUU